Molecule: messenger RNA, 3033 nt
Organism: Coregonus clupeaformis (lake whitefish)
Lineage: Eukaryota; Metazoa; Chordata; Actinopteri; Salmoniformes; Salmonidae
Exons: 7
Coding region: 218-2110 (630 amino acids)
Source: RefSeq, a predicted model, not a curated record
UGCCACCGCGUCAUAUCUUCCAACACAGUCCGAACUUCCUCGCAUGCCUCUCCGGGCGGCCCAUCCACUAUAGCUGCUCAUAUCCACCGGAAACCUUCCCGCCGCUCAUUGUGGAGAGCUCUAGCAGAGCUGGGCGUCAUGAAUUAAAGAAAAGCCUGCGUUUACAAAUCUGAUCACCAAACCCCUCUGCAAGUGUGGUGUGGUUGGACCAGCGGUGAUGGUUUUGGACCCAGGUGAGGACUGUAUGGAUCGGACAGAUGUCCAGGGGGUCAGAGGGAGCAGCAGCACCACAGACCUGACAGGGCCAGAACCAAGACCGGAUCCUCGCAAAACCACCACAAGCGACAGCACCAGACUAGAAAACACCAGACCGGAUGCCCCCAAAACCACCACAACUAGAAAAGAAGAGACCAGACCUGACACUACCAAAACCAUUAACACCACCACCACUAGAACAGAAGGCACCAGAGCAGACCCUCCCAAAACCACAGAAGAACCAACACCGGACCCUCCCAAAACCACCACCAGCACCUGGAUCCGUGCCAGGACGAGCAGUGUCACCAAGAGGGAGCGGCUAUCCAACUCCCACAAUGGACCCCAGCCUCAACCUCAGUUGUUGGGGGCCAAUGUCGGCCUUACCCCCAGCCCUAGGGCCAGUGUUUGCUCCUCGACCGACUCCUCUCACCCAGACUCGCCAUAUGAUGGACCGGUGGUCUCUCUGCGGCGGGACGUCACCGUGGCAACGGCCUCGUCUCGGAACAAGGUGGCGACCAGGCCCCCACUCCGCCGGCCCCUCAGCCUGGACGUGACGCCCCUGCGUCUCCGUGGCUCUGAGCCCGUGCUGGACCGCAGGGUCCUGCAGCCCCCCUGGCGUAGCGGUGGUGGUCCCUCCGCUGCCUCCUCGCCCCCAGCCCGCUCCCUCACCAGCCCCAGCCUGGGCCCCGGAGGCUGGAUGCGCCGCAGCGAGAGCACCUGUACCGUCAACAACUCCUCAAUGGGCCUCCGGGCCACCAGGGGGCGUAUGCGGCCAGCCACCUCCCUUCCCCACAUUGCCCGGGGGUUUGGAGGGGCCUCCACGCUGCCCUUGCCUUCCACGCCGCGGGGCCCCUGUCUCCUUGUGGCCCUCAGACCCGUUAACCUAGACCAGGAGAGGCAGGCCUUCUUCCAGUCUGACUAUAAAUACGACCCACAGUUUGAGUACUCGACCCCGGAGCCCAGCACUGUGCUGGAGAAAUACAGAGAGGGAUCUGGCCUCUUCCUCACACAGGCUGUUGGGAUUAUGGAGUGUAUUCUGAGGAAGUUUGGUAACUAUGAGAACUUUGAGGAGGUGACGGGAGGAAGUAUUUUACCGAAGAGUAGAGUCUGGGCUGCUGCACGCAAGUACCUGCAGAAGGAGAACUGUGUAGGAGAGGUGGUGGUGUGUCUGUCUGAGGAGCUGCUGUCGCAGGCUGUGAUGAUGGUGGAGAGUUGUCGUCCCACUCUGACUAUCAACCUGUCUGGAGCACGACAACACUGGCUGGAGGGCAUGUUCAGGCAUGAGAUAGGAACCCACUACCUUCGGGGUGUGAACAACAACCUGCAGCCCUGGUCCACUUCCGCAGGCAGGAAGCAGUAUGGCCUGAAACCGGCCAAUCCCACGGAAGAGGGCCUGGCAAGCCUGCACAGUGUGUUGCUACGGAAACAGCCCUACCUGUGGCGCGCCGCUCUGCUCUACUAUACGGUGUACCACGCCGCCAGGAUGAGCUUCAGCCAGCUCUUCAGCCACAUCGCUCAGUUCGUCCAGGAUCCCGCGGUGCGCUGGGAGUACUGCCUCAGAGCCAAGAGGGGACAGACGGACACCUCGCAGCCUGGCUGUUUCAGUAAAGAUCAGGUGUACCUGGACGGAAUCCUCAGGAUUCUACGACAUCGGAGGAACAUCGACUUCAAGAUGUUGACCUCGCUAGGAAAGGUGUCGUUUGAGGAUGUGGAAAGGCUGCGGCACAUCGCCGUCCUCCGCCGGACCAGAAUCCCUCACUUCAUGCAGGACCAGGAGAAAUACCUUCAGCAUCUGGACCACAUCGUCACGGUCAACGAACUGAGCGACGCUCAGCUUAGAGAACUCCUUCCCUGACCAACCGACCUUCAGCUGUGCGCGGUAGAUCACCUGCUGGGAGUCAACGAAGGUGGCGAUUCAACGUGUAGAAUGGUUGGGAAAUUCAUAGAAAAUGGCGGCUGAUGUUCGGUGGUCAGAGGCGUUAAGAAUGGUUACCUGCUGCCGAUUACCUCUGGUCAGCGAGGUCUGUUUUCCCCUUGACUGACUGACUCCCUCUGGUCUAGACUGGCCAUACCAUCCUUGACUGACCAAACUCCCUCUGGUCUAGACCUAACCCUAAUCCUCCCAAGUGUCAUUCAUCACCCUGCUGUUGGAAAGCCCUGGAAAUGAAGGCUAGUGUUCCGACAGACAGAGUAUGUGGAGCGAACAUAUCAACACUUUGAUCAUAUCUACUACGCUUGGAUCACAUUCAGUAUGGUUGAGUCCUAAACUGAACCCCAUUCUCUAUGUAGUGCACUACUUUUGACCAGAUCGCAGGUCAGAUGUAGUGCACUAUAAAGGGAAUAGGGUGUUAUUUGUGAAGCAACUCAACUGAAGAUCAGAGGAGACCCUGGAAGCGGCUGUUGAACCAGACAGAGACAGUCAGAGAGACUUGUAAAGUUGUACAACUUUAUUUCCCAGCAAGCGAGUGUCAUGGGGGAGUCUACUGCUAGUGUUAAAUGUUUCUUGGAUAUUGAGCAGUGUGGUGGACAGAGCAGUGAGGAGACAGGAAAAUCAAUGACUUUGUCUCUCUCUCGCUCCCCCCUCUCUCUCGCUCUCUUAUUUGGACCAAGUCUCUCUCUCUCUCUCUAUCAUCCUAAAUCAUGGUCAUAUAGCCCAACAGAUCAGUGGAUUGUUGCGAUGACAGGAGUCCUGCAGGGACACAGAACGGUUCUUCGAUGAUAUCUACCUUGUGUUCAUAUUCAACCCCCUGGAUCAUAUCUACGUUGUGUUCAUAUUCA